Molecule: messenger RNA, 1244 nt
Organism: Sphaeramia orbicularis (orbiculate cardinalfish)
Lineage: Eukaryota; Metazoa; Chordata; Actinopteri; Kurtiformes; Apogonidae
Gene: lhfpl5a
Product: LHFPL tetraspan subfamily member 5a
Exons: 3
Coding region: 278-928 (216 amino acids)
Biological process (GO): detection of mechanical stimulus involved in sensory perception; sensory perception of sound
Cellular component (GO): plasma membrane
Source: RefSeq, a predicted model, not a curated record
GAGGACAAACAGCCAUCGACCCAUUGAAGGCACUGGAGACAAACCACAGAGUGCAAACAUGUGUAACUUUUAAAGAGGAAAAUUCCAAAGCAGUGAAAGUGACAGGGUUUUUUUUUUGUUUUUUUUUGGAGAGCAACAACACCUGAGGAACUUCUGAUGCGUCAGACGAAGAGGUUUUUGACAGAGUUCCAUUUUGAGAACAUUGCAUAACAGAGCCUGUACUUUUAGUCUUUUUAAUCCACCCAUCCUUAGACAGUGGACAGACCCUCCUGUCACCAUGCUGCCCGCGCAGGAAGCUGCCAAAAUCUACCACACCAACUACGUGCGUAAUGCGCGCGCCAUGGGCGUGCUGUGGACGGUGUUCACCAUCACCUUCGCCGUCAUCACCAUGGUGGUGUUCAUCCAACCCUACUGGAUCGGGGACAGUGUUCACACGCCGCAGGCCGGGUACUUCGGCCUCUUCCACUACUGCAUCGGGAACGCGCUCACCUCGGAGCUCACCUGUAAGGGGAGCGCGCUGGAUUUUGGAUCUAUCCCGUCCGGCGCCUUCAAAACGGCCAUGUUCUUCGUGGGUAUCUCCACGCUCCUGGUGGUGGCCUGCAUCGUCUGCUUCAGUCUUUUCUUCUUCUGUAACGCAGGCAGUGUCUACAAGAUCUGCGCCUGGCUGCAGCUGGCCUCCAGUACAUGCAUGGUGAUUGGUUGUAUGAUCUAUCCUGACGGCUGGGACUCUGAUGAGGUGAAGCGCAUGUGUGGCCAGCGGACCGACAAAUACACCCUGGGCAACUGCACAGUGCGCUGGGCCUACAUCCUGGCCAUUAUCAGCAUCAUGGACUCACUCAUCCUCUCCUUCCUGGCCUUCAGCCUGGGCAGCCGCCAGGACAAACUGCUGCCAGAGGACUUUCAGGUGGAGGGAAAAGAUAAUGCCUAGAUCACCCAUGGACAACGAAGGGAAGAAAAGAAUCAGGAGGAACACUGACUGGAGGGAUUCAGAUGUGUUAAAAUAUAGAAUUAACUGCCUGCAAGGAUUUUAUCUUCACCACAAAACCACAUUAAACAGAAUUAUCUCCAGCUCCUACCAACAGUUUGGAAUUAGUAUGUUUAAUAGAAAUGUGGGAAAAAAUAUUCCUUGCACUUUGCUUAACCUCCUAAGACCCAGCUAUGGGUGUUUUGUCCAUAUUUGUGGACAAGAAUUACACAUUAUAGUUAAGAGCAAAAGUAAUAAAGCUGCCCACUGAAAGGGACAU